GCCGAUCGAAGGUGGUGUUCAUUUUUCAGUUGUCAACUUGUCCUCAUGAAGGCGGCUGGUCUCCUGCGCCUCGCCGUGUGUGCGACCAUCGCCGCUGCCAGCGUCUCCGGCGAGCAUGUUGGCUGCACCGUCACCCCGACGAUCACACCGACCCCGGCGACAACGACGGGCCCGACCGACGCGCCUACGACGCCGAUCCCGAUGACAACCAACGCGCCUGCUACGCCGGUUCCGACGACGGCUACGCCCGGGCAAUGGGCUCCGUUGGACUUCGGCGCUGGUUUUUCCAAAGUGUCGGGCGACAGCCAAGGCCUCUGCUUCCGCAAGGACGGCACGGUGCAUGUGUGGACGCCUGGUCAACCACUCGCUGCGUGGCCGACAGCGGACGUUCGUUUCGCGAGCUACAUUACGUGCGCGAACGGUGUCCUCUACUCGGCCGUCGACGACCGAGCCGGCAUUGCCGUGACCAACCUCACGACAUCGGCGACGACGACGCUAGAGACGGGUCGGAUCACGUUGAGAUUCGCGACGGACGGCAACACGCUGUGCUUGGGCGAUGACUCGUUUCGCUGCGCGACGAAACAAGGCGACAGCUUUGGUCCGCUCGAAGGAUGGACCAUCUUCCGUGAGUACUUCACCAAGUUGGUCGUCGCCAAGACGCACGCGCUCGUUGCCUUUGCUGGUGAUGUCGAGUACGCCACCUUGGUGGCUGCCAACAAGACCAUUACGAACGGCCAGUAUGUCGGGAAGGGAACGACGGUGCGCACGGAUGGCCACGCCGUGUGCGUCACGACGAUGUACAAGUUGUCGUGCGCCACGAUCGCCACUGUGGUUCCGUGGAAUUGGACAGAGUACGUCGGGGAGUGGUCCGACUUUGCCGUCGUCGACAACGUUGUCUACGGUGUGAACCGCGACGGCACCGUGCACUCGCUGCAACUCGCCUAGCCUAGAUAGCAAUAGGACGGCUGGAGUACCCGUUCGUUUAAACUACUACGAGCUGAGUUCGACAAAAGAGAC
This is a messenger RNA of Saprolegnia parasitica CBS 223.65, 1017 nucleotides long. RefSeq lists its product as hypothetical. Bases 46 to 945 code for a protein of 299 amino acids. The record is from RefSeq and is a predicted model, not a curated record. The transcript has a single exon. NCBI's taxonomy places the organism in Eukaryota, Oomycota, Saprolegniomycetes, Saprolegniales, Saprolegniaceae.